CAGGUAACCAGUAACCACUGCUGAGUCGUAUGAUUGUGAUGAUGUCAGGUUACGAUAUUUAUGUUCUGUUCAAAAUGAGAUUUUCUGGUAUACCAAAAUGGUAUUGCGAGGAUAGCCAAGGGCGAAUCAUGUUCGAAUAAACAAUUGCACCAUUCACAUAUCAACAAACUGCACCAAUCUACAGCUUAUAUCUUCCCAACUAACAGGUUCUUCUAGUAUUCAGUCUUUGUUUAAUAAUUUUAAAAAUGAGUGUAAAUACGACGGAAGUGAGUUUGAAGAACUUCUUUAUAUUUCAUGCAAAAUAUGGUGAGAAAGAAGGAGAGGAAGAAGAGAAAAUUAUCUAUUUCUAUCCUAAAAGAACACCUUUGGAUAUGCAGAUGAAGGAAGUUGGACUGUGCGAAGCAAUAAUUAAAUUCAUCCAAAAUUUUUCAACUUCUCCCUGUGAAGCACUGAAGACAGAAAAGACUCAGAAACUAUUUUAUCAACCAGAAGAAAAUUUUUGGAUGGUCAUGACAAUAAAUAUUCCUUUUGGGCCAAGAAGCAAAGACGUUUUGGAAGGUUCCGAACACUUAGAUCAUGAAGUCAAAAUGCCAGUUUUUAAGGCUGUUCUUAAACAAGCUUACCAGACAUCGAGAUUGAUCCUGGGGCCGUUUCAGAACAUCCUUGACUCUGGUAAUGGAGUACUGUCUGAGCUGAAAAGCAAAUGCGACAAUUUUUUCUCAAAAUAUCUGGCAAAUUUAAAAUUGAAGCAAUGUGACAUCAUAGACGUUUUUCAAGGUGUAGAAUAUUUGGGAUUAGAGAAACCUUUAUUUUUGUUAUCACAAAGUUUAGCUAACCAAGUGGAGGGUAAAUUUCCUAUCUUUGAUUAUUCCCUUCUUCUAUAUGAAGAAAAAAUAGUUUGGAGUGGUCUGGAGCUAGAAGAUGCUCAAUUGUUGUAUAAAUACCUAGUCAGUUGUUUGAUUCCAUCGUUUCUUUUUAAAACUAAUAAGACUACUAGCUCCAAUUUAACUCUCCCGCCUUCAAUGAGGUUUAUAUUCGGUAGUCAAGGUAAAGAAAGAAAAGUGUACCUGUCUAAAGUAGCUAACCCAGGUUUUUACAAUCUUAUAGUCUACAGGGUAAAUUUAGCAACACUUUGCCUACUUAGCAACUGUUCAUCUGUGAUAAAGGACGAACUAUUUGGCAAACUAGAUGAUUUCCUUCGUGACAAAAUGAACAAUAUUUGUGCCGAGAUAGUGAUGUCGAAAAAGCCCAAACCUCAAAUUACAGAAUUACAAGAUAGUUCUAGUUUGAGAUUCGCUUAUUUCAACUCCACAAAUCUGGCUACAAAAAGUACCCUUCAUGAUUUAAGGAUUGGACAACCUCCAGCCCAAAAAGAGUCUCUGAGAUUACUUGUUGACAUAUGCCAACAGCUUUCCGACCUUCGAGAACAAGGUUGUAAAUCGAGCGAGUUCCUUUACAAAUGCCUCUCUGACCAGUGGGUAAUCGGGAUGAUGUCAAAUGGAAGGCAGUUCUAUGUUACCAUUGACAGGAAAAAAGCCAACCUUCUCGACAUAAGCAACUUUUUUAAUAUUUUUCCAGGGGAGGUGAACUAUAUUUGCGAUAAGCAACUCAAAGGGAUUUUUUUUCAUGUCUGAAUUUCUGUGAUAUAAGCAAUAAAUUGGAAUUUCGAUCAUUCCACAAUUUUGUUUUUCCAA
Molecule: messenger RNA, 1694 nt
Organism: Cimex lectularius (bed bug)
Lineage: Eukaryota; Metazoa; Arthropoda; Insecta; Hemiptera; Cimicidae
Gene: Ccz1
Product: vacuolar fusion protein CCZ1 homolog
Exons: 11
Coding region: 246-1634 (462 amino acids)
Biological process (GO): vesicle-mediated transport
Cellular component (GO): Mon1-Ccz1 complex; intracellular membrane-bounded organelle
Source: RefSeq, a predicted model, not a curated record